Messenger RNA from Mollisia scopiformis, 763 nucleotides. RefSeq names its product DUF1715-domain-containing protein. The transcript has a single exon. The record is from RefSeq and is a predicted model, not a curated record. Lineage: Eukaryota; Fungi; Ascomycota; Leotiomycetes; Helotiales; Mollisiaceae. Bases 192 to 704 code for a protein of 170 amino acids.
CUUCCUAGCUAGCAACUACUUUAUAUUCGUCAAAGUUUCACAAAUGCUUCUACUAUGCAAUGAGCAUCAUAAGGGAGUCGGACUGAGGGAUUGAAAUGCAAUCAUUUGCAUUCAAUUUGCUAUCAACUUCGCCUUCGCAUUAACACAUACGGAAAGCAAUCUCCGCUGUCAUUUAUCCUCAAGUCAUCGCAAUGCCGCCCAACACGUUUGACGAAGUUCUGGGUUUGGAAGAGGAGUUUUACGCUACUGGAUUUCAGCAAGGACUAACAGACGGACUCAAAGCUGGGAGGAUCGAAGGCCGAACAUUUGGACUUGAGAAAGGCUUCGAGAAAUACGUGGAGAGUGGGAAACUGCACGGCAGAUCGCUUAUAUGGUCAAAUCAGGUUCGCUCCUCUAAGUCGACCGCUCAGCAAAAGCGAGUAGUCACAGACACACCGAUACCACGCCCCAGCUCGCCCGUGUCUGAGCCUGCCACGUUAUCACCAACGUCACUUCCACGUCUUCCCAGCAAUCAACGACUGUUGAAACACAUCAAAGUUCUACACGCUUUGUCGGAGCCAGAGAGCCUGUCUACUGAGAACGAUGAGGAAUCUGUGACAGAUUUCGAUGAUCGACUGAAGAGAGCUCAAGGGAAGGCAAAGGUCAUCGAGAGAAUUGUGGGAGGGGCGAAUGGUGACAAUAUGGGAAUUGGUGCAGAGCUCUGAAAAAUAGAUGUCUGCCCCACCUUGUGUAUGAUCAAUGCUUGACCCAUCACUUUAGUGCC